Musca domestica (house fly) is the source of this 1111-nucleotide messenger RNA. RefSeq names its product lachesin-like. Gene Ontology annotation, cellular component: neuron projection. The transcript is spliced from 7 exons. The coding region runs from base 1 to 777 and encodes 258 amino acids. NCBI's taxonomy places the organism in Eukaryota, Metazoa, Arthropoda, Insecta, Diptera, Muscidae. The record is from RefSeq and is a predicted model, not a curated record.
AUGCCGGUAGCCACCAACGCCGCCACAAAUCCCGCCAGUGUUUCCCACGUUGAGGGCACAAAUUUGGUAUUGCCCAGCGUUAAACGACAACAUAUGGGCGCCUAUCUGUGCAUAGCCUCAAAUGGCGUACCGCCAUCUGUCAGCAAGAGAAUAACACUAAUUGUGCACUUCCCUCCCAUGAUAACGGUGCAAAAUCAACUGAUCGGAGCGGUGGAAGGCAAAGGUGUAACACUGGAAUGUGACUCGGAGGCAUUUCCCAGAUCCAUUAACUAUUGGACAAAGGAAAAAGGAGAUAUUGUGCCACCAGCCAGCAAAUUCGUUUCGAACGUCACCGAAAUCGGAGAUUAUCGCACCUCAAUAAAACUGCACAUAAAUCCCCUGUCAGCCUCCGAUUUUGGGGCAUAUCGUUGUGUGGCGAAAAAUUCGCUGGGAGAUACGGAUGGAACCAUUAAAUUGUACAAAAUACCAUCGAAUACCAUUAAUGAUGUGGAAGGAUAUCCUCGAAAGAAAGGCAAAAAACGUAUCAAAUCAUCUGAACCUUAUCAUCAGUCGAAAGUAACCUCAAGUGAAAGUGAGGAAAAUGAAAAUCCUGGAAAACGGAAAGAUCUCUUAAUGAUAACUGAAUUCGAUGAUUUAUAUCCAAGUUCAGCGGUGGGUCGACACAACAGCAAUCCACACCGAACGUCACUUUUGCUAAUAAGCAUCACAGCGAGCGUGUGUCUGACACUGAUGCAACACAUCUCCCACUACGUCUGUUGUCGUCAGCAACAACAUUGACAUCUUCGGAUGACAAUGACGCUGAUGUGAUAUUUUUUGGGUUAUGACGAAAACACUGCUGAUGCCACUGACAUCCAUCCUCAGGCAAAUGAAGAGAUAAUAUAUAAAUAUUGUUAAAGCCUUUUACGACGAAAGACGAAGGAUUACAUUUUAACCUGGCCUAAGGAGCGAAGGGUGGAAGGAAGACAGGAAGAGAGAUUACACAUGAAGUACAUUUGCUAUUAUAUCAUACAUUUCCAAAUGGUAAAUUUAACUUUAAGUUGAGUAUGUUAUAUAUAUGAAUAAGAAGCUAUAUAUAUAAAUUGUAUAAAAGUUAAAAACAAACAAAAAAAAU